Messenger RNA from Puntigrus tetrazona (Sumatra barb), 3169 nucleotides. It is a transcript of the gene jam3b, whose product is annotated as junctional adhesion molecule 3b. Gene Ontology annotation, biological process: cell adhesion; angiogenesis. The record is from RefSeq and is a predicted model, not a curated record. Gene Ontology annotation, molecular function: protein homodimerization activity; protein heterodimerization activity. The coding region runs from base 90 to 998 and encodes 302 amino acids. The transcript has 9 exons. NCBI's taxonomy places the organism in Eukaryota, Metazoa, Chordata, Actinopteri, Cypriniformes, Cyprinidae.
GGUCGGUGAGCGCGAGCCCUCUCCAUCCUCUCCUAAAGCCUUUUACUUUGCGCAUGUACGGCUAAACUGAACAUUUCAUCGACUCCAAGAUGGCGUUAACACCACUGGCUUGCGUUCUGCUUCUCCUUUCCAUGCAAUGCUACAUCGGCACCUUGGCAGUCAUCCUCAAGACGACGAAUGCUAAACCAUGGGUCAAUGAGUUUGAAACCAUCGAGCUGUCCUGCAUGAUAGAGUCAAUCUCCACUACUAAUCCCAGAAUAGAAUGGAAGAAGAUUAAGAAGGGAGAGCCAAGUUAUGUAUAUUUUGAAAAAGAAAUAGCAGGUGACUUGGAAAAGAGAGCAAAAAUUCGAGAACCUGCGACCUUAGUCAUUCUCAACGCAACAAGAGCCGACACUGCUGAUUACCGCUGUGAAGUCACUGCCCCAAACGACCAGAAAUCCUUUGAUGAGAUUUUGAUAUCACUCACUGUAAGAGUCAAGCCCGUCGUGCCCAGAUGCUCCGUACCCAAGUCCGUCCCGGUAGGCAAACCCGCAGAGCUGCAUUGCUUGGAAGACGAGGGCUACCCGAAGUCCCAGUACCAGUGGUUCCGCAACAAGGAGGAAAUCCCGGAGGAUCCCAAGAGCAGCCCAAAGUUCUUGAACUCCACCUACACCCUGAGUGGAGAGAUGGGCACUCUGAAAUUCAGUGCGGUCAGGAAGGAGGAUGCUGGAGAAUAUUACUGCAGAGCCAGGAAUGAGGCUGGGUUCUCUGAAUGUGGACCGCAGAUGAUGGAAGUUUAUGACAUCAACAUUGCUGGAAUCAUCCUGGGCGUAGUGGUUGUGGUGAUGGUCCUUCUGUGUAUAACAGUUGGCAUCUUCUGUGCCUAUAAACGAGGCUACUUCACCAGCCAGAAGCAGACAGGAAACAAUUACAAAGCUCCAGCAAAAGGGGAUGGAGUGGACUAUGUCAGAACAGAGGAUGAGGGGGAUUUCCGACACAAAUCCUCGUUCGUCAUCUGAGAGGAGGAAGACGGGUGAUGGAAGAGAUGUGGAAUUACGUUGAAAGUUAUUGGAGCUAUUAUACCUCGCAAACACAAAUCCCCAAAUGAGGACAGCGGCGUCGGAGCUGCCAUUGCACGUGCCUCCCUUUACGGCACGUCUGCGACGGUACAAUUUGUAUUUGCCAAAGGUGACAAAAAAAUCCUGUCUGAUCACUGUUUAAAGACACUAGAUGUUGCUUGUUUCUUUAAAUUCAACUUUUACAGCCCCUUUUUACUGAAAUUAGAAGCCGAUAUCCAGCAAGAAAACGUUUUCCUCAAAUCUUCUGUCAUUUUUAAAACAUUUAUUUUGUACUAGGUAAAUUUGUCAGACUAUUUUUGAUGGAAUAUAUUUUAAAAUGCCUACAGAAAAAAAAAAAAGUUUUACUUUUUUAAAUAUUUGUAAAAUACUAACCUGGAAGCCAGUACAUUUCUUUCUUUUCUUUUUUUUCCAUUUGGUUGUGAAAGAAACCAUUUCCACCAACUUCCCAUCCUCUGUUUCAGUCAUUCAACAAACAAAUAAUGUAUCAGACCACUCGAUGUGUGGAUGUUUUGUUUUCCAUUCAGAUUUCAAAUCCUUUCAAUUGUAUAUCCAGCAACGUCGGCUUCAAUCAAAGGUCUUAUGUACUUACUACACUGCUGGGAUUUCAUGUUAAUAGUGAAAGGACGUUCCAUGUUCAUGUUUGUAGAUAGUCUUAGACAGUGAGUAUCUUCAGAAAAACACCAGCGAAAAAGCUGGAGAAUAUUUUGAAAGACCAGUGCUGCGUAUCCUUGAUUUUAAGUGUCCUUCUAUGCUAGCUGUUUAUCUUGUAUAUAGUGAAUAUACUGUCUAGGUUGUUUAUUUUUUAUUAUUAUUUUUUCUUCUACUUUUUCUCUCAUCUUUUCUUUUUCUUAUUUGAGUUACUUUUUAACAUAACAGGGUUUGUUUGUUGACUAACUGUACUGGUUGUAUAUAGAUCCACUGUGAGCUACACUGUGCAUAAAAGGUUUCUGGUUUAAACGAACCUUUAAUGAGGCAAAUAUGACACUCUUUGCAUUGACAAAUUAAUCGGUCGCGGUAGAGAGGGGAUCUGCUUUAUUAAAUACAUUACAAAACCAACUCGGGAACCAUGUAAACCUUUAUUCGUGUUCUUCAAAACAUUUUCUUCCGUAACGGCGAUUAUGGAUUCGAACUAUUUGAACUCGCAUGCUUUCGAAGACUUCAAAGAAAGCAAACGCUAUUGAUAAUAUUUUAUGAGUAAAACCAUUUUUUUUAUUCUCAGAAAACUUCUGAUGAGAAUCAUAAAUCAUUCCUCUUAAGUGCCUUCCUCUGCAUGCAGACGGUGAUAAUAACGCAGUUUCAAUCGUUAAAUGCUGUAGCUGUUAAUUGGAAAACGCAGGACAAUUUUUCUAAUCCACAUCCGAUCCAUCGCUCUUAAACCAGGUCAACAUUUAGAAAAAAAAACAAACAGGUGUUUGAGAGGAAUGAUCAUGUUCUGUGCUCACCGUUUCGGUCACACAUAUCUAAUAUUAUAUAUAUUUUUUGUAAAUAGACCUGUUGUUGUGCAUUGAUUUGGGGAUUUUAUUUUUUUUUUUCAUUGACGUAGAUAUUCUAUUAUGUAUUAGUGCCUAAAUGUAGAAUGAAAUAAUGUUUCAAGAGGACAGAGCGCUAGUGUUAAUUCAGCAGGUGGAAUUGGAAAUGAUUGAUUUAUAUAAUAAGUUAGAAAGCGAGGUAAGCCUACGUUAUGGGUCACACGCAGCCCAAUAUCCCUUGCACAGGUCACUAGAGUACUGUGAGGGAAACAGAAAAUAAAAAAAAAUGUUCUGGUUUGAAAGAAAAGAAUAAAAAACAGAGAGCUGUACCAAAUACUGACUGCCAAAAGAGCAUUUUCUCCAAUCCCGGUAUUAUUCUGCUCCCAGUUCUCUCUCUCUUUUUUUUUUUUUUUUAUUUUAUUUUGUUUGUAACUCUUGAGCAAGAUUUCUUGGAAGCUGAGUUCAGAUGUUUUUCACUCAUUUUAGUUUUGUGGUUGUUUUUGGAGACAGCUGGAAUUUUAAAUGGAACAUAUUUCAUUCACCGAAUUCAUGUAAUGUCCCAUUGGUUUGGGGCCGGUACAAAUCCUGUGUGAAUUCUUGAACAGUAUGUUUGUGAUUAAUAAAACUCACUUCGUAAAUUCA